Molecule: messenger RNA, 1101 nt
Organism: Moneuplotes crassus
Lineage: Eukaryota; Ciliophora; Spirotrichea; Euplotida; Euplotidae
Source: the annotation of a GenBank genome assembly
GUAAUAUUAAAUAAUUUCUUAUUACUAAUCAAACCCUUUCUUUACCAUGAAUAUCAAUUAUGACAACUAUGAUAACAAAUGUGCCACCCUUGCUAGUGAUGAACCACACCCAUUCCAAGAACAAGAACCAUGCUUUGUGGCAUUCGGAGUUCAAGAAAGCUUCUCAAGAGAUGCUAAGCGCGACUUCCCCAGUGGUCUGGCUUUCCACGAUGAGAAGAGCUUCGACAGCUGCUCUCUGCUGGCUCACGACGACUUCCGCAGCUGCUUCGACCCAGAAAUCAACGAGAACCUCAGAGACCUCAGUGUGUUCAAAGCCUUAUCGACCAACGAAAAGUCUCAUUCGAGUCUCGCAGACAGCUGGCUGGCCCCAACCGGUAAUAAAGUAAGCGUUACUGGAAAGCCCGAACAGACUGAAGCUUCACCGCAAAAGGCCAGGAACGGGUCUGGGAUCAAAGCUGUGCACAAUUUAUUGAGCUACAUCGAGGAUGCUGUUGACAACGGAAUCAAGGGUUCAUCAUUAACUGCGGGCAGACCAAAACAGGAAUUCGACACAUCUUCGGAACGGUUACUGAAUUUCUACAACGAUUACGUAUCGCAACUUCAGUACCUUAUCGAAACAAACUUUAACAAAAAGAGAUCAGAUACUUUCAGGAACACAAUCUUUAGUUAUUUAAAGAAGCUUCCAAUAAAGCUACGUGAAAUUUGCUGUAGCGUUUCUGAACCAAAAUCUAAGAAAUUGGAGGUAUAUUUGGGUGCUUUUCUUACAUCAUUCAUUACCUGAUUUUUACCGUACGUUCCUACUGACACCACUGGAUUCUCAAAAGUUGAGCUCUUCUUGUACUUCAUAUGUAUCUGUUAUCCGGAAGAAAAGGUAAAAAGGAUAAUCAAUCUAUGAAUUCAACAGAACUCAUUGUCUCAGGACAAAGGAGAACAAAUUUUAAAAUCAUUAUCCUUGAGAAAGGGAAAGUCUAAGAAGGAGAUACUGAUGUUUAUUAACUCUAACCCUUGCUUUGGGAUGUACUCGCAACAUAUUUGCCGCCAACUCAAGUGCCAUAAUUUUGACGAGCAAGCUACCCUAAUGAUCAAAGACUUUCUAUAAAU